AUGAUGGAACAAUCGACAGCUAUUACGAAACUUUUUCGUGCACUUCAAUUUCGUAAACAUGUUAAAGGUAAAUGUGGUAUAUCAUGGGCAUUAUCAACUGUUGAUGUUGCUUCUGAUCGUCUUUCACUUGUUGCAAAUAUCAAAUGGAAAAAUGAACCAUUAAGUGUACAAAAUGUUUUAUCAUGUACUGAUCCUGAAGCUAAAGAUGGUUGUCAAGGUGGUCGUGUUGCAUAUGCAUGGGGUUUUGUUAAAGAUCGUGGUGUUGUUACAGAAGCAUGUUAUCCAUAUGAAAGUGGUACAACAGGUAAUAUAACUGAAUGUAAACUUCAUUUAUCUGAUAGUGAUUUACAAAAUAUUGCACAACAUCGUAAAGUUACAAAUAUUGAUUGUCCAUCACAUACACGUGGUGAACAUUUUAAUUUUGGUCCUGCUUAUCGUAUUCGUGAUGAAGCACGUUCAAUUAAAUAUGAAAUACAUUUUCGUGGUCCUGUACAAGCAACAAUGCGUGUUACACCAGAAUUCUUCUUAUAUAAAUCAGGUGUUUAUCGUUGUGGUGGUUCAAGUUAUGAUCAUCAAAAUCCACGUUAUGCUAAUUUGGCAGGUUAUCAUUCAAUUCGUUUACUUGGUUGGGGUACAAGUGUUGACCCAAGUACACAAAAAGAAGAAAGUUAUUGGAUUGCAGCUAAUUCAUGGGGCACAGGAUGGGGUGAACAUGGUUAUUUUCAUAUUCGUUUUGGUGAUUGUGAAGUUGAAGAAUCAGUUAUUGCUACAUAUGGUAAAUCAACUGAAGUUCGUAAACAAAAGAAUAAACGUCAAUAA
Adineta steineri is the source of this 819-nucleotide messenger RNA. The record is from the annotation of a GenBank genome assembly. NCBI's taxonomy places the organism in Eukaryota, Metazoa, Rotifera, Eurotatoria, Adinetida, Adinetidae.